Messenger RNA from Podarcis lilfordi (Lilford's wall lizard), 37477 nucleotides. The record is from the annotation of a GenBank genome assembly. Lineage: Eukaryota; Metazoa; Chordata; Lepidosauria; Squamata; Lacertidae.
AUGAAAGUAAUUGGCUCUAGCCUCUACGCUACCAUUUUCCAGGUGACCCCACUCCCUAUUUUGUGAUGGGUGACUCUCCCAUUAGUAGACUUUGUGGUUCUUGGAAAAAACCAAAGUAGAAUCCCCAAAGCCUGAAAUCUGCCCACACCUAGCCUAUAUGAUUCCUUGAGUCUCUCUCAUUCUGUGACACCAGCAGAACUUAUUUGGGACUAUACAUUAUAUAACAUAUACAUAACCAUAUAUUUCUACUUUUGUCCCAAUAAAUUCCUGUGUCUGAGAAACGUUUUUCUGUACCUUGUUUUCUAAAGCUCUGAAUGCUUCCUCCUUCUGAAUUUUCUUAUCUAACUGCAUGUCACUCCAUUCAUAAAGCUAGGUAAGAGUCUAGGAGUGAGCGCAUUCUGUUGUUUGCAGGAUGUGCUUACACAACAGACCCUGCUUCACAUUUCUUUGUGCUUCCACUCCUGCCUCAGCAUCAUCCACUUCCCGUUUAACUUCCUCCCUUCUGCCUUUAACCAGGUCACUUUAGCAACACCCCACCUUUGUCCACACCCUUCUUCAAAUAAAAAAGGGCAAUUGCCACUUUCUCUCUGGUGGAGUCAGUUGGAAAUGUUUUAGGAAGAAAUGCGCCAUUGCAGGUUGGGGAGUUCUAUGCUGAGUGGGUAAAACACUGUUGCACAGGUCAAAUCAUGGCAGAACACUGCCUUGGAGUGUUUUCUGCUAAACUCUGCCUAUGAAGCUUUAUGCCGCACCUUUCAAAAAACUUUCAACGUUCAUUUAUGCUGGCUCCGAAUCAUGUGUUUCUAUUUCUUUGCAAUUUCCUGAGCGCUUUCCCCCUCUGGCAUCACCACACCUGGAUAAUACUGUAAAUAAUAGUGUCAGUUUAAGUAGCCAAUUUAAAACUGGGCCACCAUAUGCAAAAAAUGUAUGGAACUUAAGUAGCACUGCUUUGUGCCUUUAGUCUUUUGGAUACACAAUACAACAACUUGAGACUUGCAGAAGGUUCUUUUUAGACUGCAGGUGACUGGUUGUGGAUGGCAUUAAGCGCUAUUUCCAUAUUACUACUUUUUCUAAUGUGUUAUAUUAAUAUUGCAAUAAGGAAAUGUUUUAACAUCAGAACUAGGUUAGAUUAAUGCCGCAAAAUAUAAAAUCAGUCUAAAGUUUGUAAUACUAUACAGGCAUCCUUGGAAUUGGCUUUUGAGCAUUUGUGUGUACAUGUACACAUGUGCGUCUGAUAGUGGCUGUUCAUGGCUAAAAUGGAGUGGUUACACAGAUGGCUUCUGGAAAAUGCUGCAGACCUUUUCAGAAAGAUUGCCCAGGACAAGUCCAUGAGGUAAAGAACAAUCAAUCCUCAGAGAGGUCUGACUUGCUCUGAUCUGGCUGAAUAAUGGUCACAAUCCAUAAAACUAUGGCCCAUUUUUGCCCAUGGACGAGAUACCUUAGAAUGGCCAGGCAUCCUCCUGCACAGCUAGGCUGCUUCUACCUCUCCUCCUCACCAUUAAGGGAUUCCAGAGCAGAUUUGUGGGGAGGGGAAUGGGGAGAAAGGGAAACCGAACUCUUGUGCAAUUUAUGGGUUCUAGCCAACUAAGUUCUAUUCAGAAUAGACCCAUUGAAAUCAAUGGACCUAAGCGAGUCAAUGCCAUUUAUUUCACUGUGCUUCCUUGAGCAGAGCUAAUGUUGGGUGCAACCUUACGUCUUUUCUUGGUGUUAGUUGCAAUGAAACAAGAGGCACAUUCUUGCUUCCUCCUUAGGUAAACACUCAUGAUGGACUUCAGAUUUCCUUUGUAAUAUGAGGAUUUAAGUCAAUAAAGCUAGUGAGAUCAUAGCUGACCAAGGAUAGAAUCAUAGAAUCAUAGAGUUGGAAGAGACCACAAGGGCCAUCGAGUCCAACCCCCUGGCAAGCAGGAAACACCAUCAUAAUAACACAGGCUUGGAUUUCCUCCUCAUUUUUUUUUUAUAAGUUAAAAAACCCCCCACAUUGAUUGGAAAGCCACUUUAGAAUUGGUUACUGCCUUCAGCAAAGCCAGCUGUCUUUCUGUCAAAUAAAGUAAGAACCCAUAUAGUAUCAAGCGAUUUAUUACACAGGAUCUUGACACUAGAGUCACAAGUCUGUCGAUUACAUUUCUUCCUCUUUAGUUCAUAGCUGCUAUUUCUGGAAGUGAUCUGGUCACAUACACCCUGCUGGAAGAGAUGCUAUCUUUCCUUGGAUCAAGACAGGCUUUGGGUCAUUUUCCAAGAAUGAUACGUGUGUAUAUUUCAGAGAGUGAAUUGAAAAAAGGAAUUCUACAGCAGUCAGGGGUUGUGACACAGCAAACAAAGUUGAAGACAGCAUACCAGUCAUAUUUCUAGUCAAAUUAGAGGGAGCUUAUUUAUAAACCCCUUACUCCUAACUGGAAUCAAGUUACAUCUGGCUAAGUUGGAUGGUGAUUCCUUUCCCAGGUGCUCUGGGAAAGCUGACAGAGUGAGUAAGCACUUGCUGCAGGUCCUUGGGAUGUGAUGCUUUUCCAGUGAAGAUGUCCUUGUAUAUUAUUUUGCUACAGUAAGUUCAAAGUUAUUGUUAUCAGGAGGAGAUGAGUAAAAUAUGAUCUGUGGUUACAGGGCUUGCCAAAAGAGAGGAAUUGGUUAUAGCAAGAUGAAAUGCACGAUUCAAAUUUGGAAUCUUUGGUCUGGACUGUACUAUUAAGAAGAGGGAAACAUCUAGUGAAUGUGAACUAUUAGGCUUUCAUACAAGCAGAAUGAAAGAAAAGAAAUUAUUUUAGAAAUGAUAAUUUCCAAACGGAUAAUUAAUGAUAAUUAGUUGACUGACCUCACUUGUAGAUAUUGUAAAUGUUAAAUAUUGUACAUGCAGGACUUGGAAAGUGGAUAGCUGAUGGUUAAGGAUAAUACGUUUUUAAAAAAACACUAUUGUAAUAUAAGGUUAAUUGUAAGAGAUGGAAUGUGAAUUAGAGAUAAUUAGGGCAGCAACAAGAAGAACCUUCGGACACAUCAAGAACGGAACAUGGGAAACCACUUUUUGGAAAAUUUGUAUUAAAUUUGUUUUAAUAUGGCUGAUUUGGUAAAAAAUUGGAAAAAUCAAUAAAAAUGAUUCAGAAUUUUUGGUGCCAGGAUAUCCAUUUUGCUUCCUCACAUGAUCCAGAAUGAAGCCUGGCACUAGGUAAGCUGGCUUCAAAUCAGGAGAGAAUCACAGUCUCCUACAGUAAUAAAUAACAGUGUUAUAUCCCAAACAAACAAGAGGUCCUGUGAGGUUUAAUAUACCAUGGGCUUUUUCUUGAUACAACCUCCUAGCCUUGAUUGCUUAACUCCACACAAGCACUUGGCUGGGUUAGUCUGCUAGCACUAUUAUUUAAUUGUGGUCAGAAACAAAAUGGAUCCAACUGUGUCAUGGGCAUAGCCAGGAUUUAUGUUGGGGAUGGGGACAGAACCUUAAAAAAGGUAUUUUUAUUUAUUUCCUUGAUGGGGGGCAGCUGCCCCCAUCCCCACCUGGCUAUGCUCAUAUUUUGAUGUCGUACUGAUUUGUUGCCUUUUCUUGGACAGCAUUUAGAUGCACACAGGUUGCCCUCUAGGCAUCAAGGUAAAGGUCAGUCGACUGGCACUUAGGGGUAGAGGUAGGGAAGGUGGGGAUGUUAACAGUUUGUCACAAGGUCUUCCCUGCAUUUCAACUAUCCUUGAGUAAAGCAUGGCAAACUGUAGCACCAGAGUCUCGCUUUGAAAGAAAGUACAAUAACAUACCCACCCAAGUAAAGUCCUUCCAAUAACAAAAACUUGCAGUGUAUAUUUCACUGUUUAUUCAGAUCAAGGCUUAACCUGUUAGCAUCCUGACCACCCUCCCCCUUAAGUUGCAGUAGCACAAAGUGUUACAUUACAUUACAUCCCACUCUGCUAGUUGUUAGUCUUGCCCAAUGAAAAACAAAAAUUGCUUAUAUGGAGACUUGGCUGAAGACAAAAUUUCCUUAGGACAAAAACCAACAGUGAAAACUUCCAUUUGCAUGAUAGGCUGGUAGGCAGCUGAAAUCCUGGAGCCCCUUGCUGAUUUUGUUCUUCUUCCUGGCUUGCAAAUCUUUAAGAAAUCAAUGUGUUAUGCAAUGUAUCAACCUUGAUUAAGUGAAUCAAGAAGAGAAGAGAAAGUAAGCAGGGAGGUGAAGAAAUUUUCAAAAUGCAAGCUGUCAGCAAUAUGAAAACUAAACAUUGUUGACGGGCAUAAAAUAUAGCACAUAUUGCUUUUUGGAGGAAAAAAAAGUAGCAUGGGCAUGGUAUGAUAAAUUUUCAAGGGUGAGGUUGUGGGUGUAAAAGUUUGUGGUCUUGACUCGUAACUAGAGUGGAUGUCAUUUCACAUCUAGGAUAAUCACAUUUCCAAAGGUAGGAUCAUAGAACUUGAAAUAUACUCCAAGUCCUGUAGUGCUUUCAUGCUCUUUAUCGCAGCUUGUAAAACAGUGAUUGAAUUGGCCCCCAAACCUCAGGCUUUUAUAUACAUUAUUUACACAAUGAGUCCCGUCUGAUUGGCUGAGUCUGCUUCCCUCCUGGAGCCUGAUUUGUCUUUUCCUGCAGGCCAAUCAGUUGUUGCAUUCUACAUCCUACCAGCCUACUAGGCUGAUUAACUUCCUCAUGGAGCCUGAUUGGUCUUUUCCUGCAAGCCAAACCGUUGUUGCAUUUUAGGAUCCUACUUGCCUAUUAUUCUAGUAACCAAGCUUAGUACAUAACAGAACUGUAGAGUUGGAAGGUACGACAAGGGUCACCGAGUUCAACUCUGGCCUGCAAUGCAAUGCAAUACCUCAUGGUCCCAACUUUUGCCUUGCUCUGUUCCCUUACUCCUUGCAAUGGGUUUACCUUAAUUAAGCUCAUGGCUUGCUCAAGAGACAAUUCAUAGACAAUUUACGCUGGCCUUCUUAGCCACACCCUAGAUGCCCAAGUCCCCUGAUUUAGGCGGUUUCUGGAUUCUUCUGCACGGGUGUGAUUUUUGUCAUGACAAUUAAGCACAGCCUUUGAACUAAUUUUUAGCUUUCCCAUGACUUCACAGGCCAGAGCUUGAGAAGCAAGCGGGAAUCCAAAUUAGGGUGCGUGGGAUCAGUGUUUAUGUAUAACAUCUUUUGGACUAUGAGUAACCAACGGCCUAAGCCGUGUUUCUGGCAUACCCGCUGCCAUGGAGAGCUCGCCUGCUCUCCCAACGCAACACAGCCUUCCUAUUGCGUCUGCCAUCCGGAAUCGAGAGAGAAAAAACCCCACACAAAAAAGAGGGAGCCAGCCCGUUUCAGAAUGUUUUGCGCAUGUGCACAGACUUCUCCCCACCCGGCCUGCCCUUGCGCGCGUGCGCCGUUUCCUCCCGCGACCGGCAGGGCAUUCCUUGGGCAUGCGCUGGCCCGGCCUUUUAAAGUCUUUAACCCUUGAGGGGCGGCAGCUGGCCGGCGAGCUUCUCCGCGCUCCCUCGCUCGCCCUUCCUCCCCGUGGCUAAGCGGGAGCCGCGUCCGACGGGGCGGGAGAGGGCCGCGGCGUGGCAAGCGCGGAGGCGGGCGGAGCGGGGAAGCGCUCGCUUCCGAGGAGCGGCCGGCGCCGGGAAGCCUGCUGGGGGGAAGCCCUGUCCCUCGGGGGGCCUCCCAGCUUCUUCGGAGCCCGAAGGGAUGGGUGAGUUAAGAGCCGCUCGUUAUUGGUGGAGGAAAGGAACUCUUCACAUGCUCAGAGGCGUUCUGCAAUGAUGAUCCUGUGUCUUGGGGGUUUCACCUGAGCUCUGCCAGAAAGUACUUUCUGGACCUCCCCGGGGAUGAGCGUGGGAAACAGGAUGGGCGCAGGGAUAGGGACCGUCUAUAGAGCAGAUAAUUGUUUUCUUUCAUUCUUUCUUCCAGGAAUGGGGAAAGUGGGAGGGGAGGAGUCCUCCCUGAUGAGGCGAUACGUAAAGUGGCACAACAAAUAGGAGGAGUAAUUGGAUAGAGUAGAGGUGCUCCUCCACCCCCCCCCCACCAUGUUGGUUUUGUGGUUAGCAGUGCACUCUGCGCGUCCCCAGUUUCCUUUUGGAGUGGUAGAAUGUGUGACUUCGCUUUAUGAGUUGUAAGGUAAUGCAGGAGCUGGAAGGACUUUUGAACUCGAGGCAUCAGAAAGACAUUUCCAACUUGUCAAACUCACAAUGAGAUUUGAGGUUUGGUUUUGUAGGCGGCUGUUACUGUGCCUGCGCUAAGCUGAAUAAUACUAGAUAAGGUACAAGGAGAUAAAAGAGUAUCUAUUUAGUGGGCUAACACAUUGAGCUGAGAGAAUAAGAAUAUUUGAGGUUUUUAGAGAAAGUCUUUUCUAGCCCGCAGAGUCUGCUUUGUAGUGCUCUUCUGGGAGUACAGGAAUUUGUCAAGGGUUGUAUGUAAGCUUUGUUGCAGCCUAGGGUUGUUGCAGCCUAGGAGCAGUAGCCAUGCUAGAGAGCUGAAGCACCCUGCACACAGGUAUUGGGAGCACUAAGUCAUGGUUCCUUUGCCCUCAAAGUUUAGAUGUAAGAAUUGCCUCACUGGAUUACAUCAUGGUCCCUCUAGUUCUGCAAUCUGUUGCUUCUGAAAUCUUGCCAGGAAAAUGUGAAAGUAAGUGUUGGCCUUCCCUGUAUAUUGCUACAGCUAGCAGCUGUAGAUGUGUCCUCUCCUUAGGACAGUGAUAGGGAACCUGCAGUACUCCAAAUGUUGGACUAUAAUUCCCAUCACCCCAGACCAUUUACAAAGCUGGUGGGGCUGGUGGAGUCCACAACAACAUCUGGAGAGCCACAUAUUUUCCAUCCUGCUCUCAUAGGAGUUCACCUGCUCAUUCCUCUGAACGGAGACUCUAUGAAAAUUGGAUUCAACAGAUCUUGGGGUUUUGUUUUGUUCUUUGAGAAAAUAGUCCUGUGGAGAUUAACUUUCCAAUUCACACAAUUUCUUUACACAAUCAUUCAGUGCCUUUGCUGGGGUUAUAAUUUUUUUCACCUUCUAAAUAGUGGUGAUGCUGCGCAUUCCUAUGUUUGCAUUCAAAUGCUGUUUUAUACUUCGUAUGCGUGUAUUUAUUACUACUACUACUAUUAAUACCAGGCCCUCUGUGUAUUUCUUAAACAGAAAAAUUUGGCUGACAUGCAAUAACAUCUCGUCCAUUGCCUGAAAAUAGAGCAUCAAUUGAUGUAGUCAAGGCCCUCCUUUUCUUGUCAAUGAAACUACAGUAGACAUUCUUGGAGAUAGUUCUGUAUUUGGUCCUGGAAAUGGCAUAGCUCCUUGUAGUUGUGCAUUUGUUCUGCACUACACACAGGGCCGGAUUUAGGUUUGAAGAGGCCCUAAGCUACUGAAGGUAAUGGGGCCCUUUAUAUGUCCAGCUGUCCUUUGUCAACAAUAAAUUGUCAGUGUUUUUUGUGUUGAUUAUGUGCUAUAUGGUAAUUUAUGGACCUAAUAGGUACCUAAAGCCAUUUGCACAUAACAAAAUAUGUAUUUUAUCAAAGUAAUUGAUAUAGAAAUGAGCAAACCAGUGAUAUGGGCGGGGUCCAUUACUUACAUCAUAGGAGCCUACACAACACAUAACACUGUUGCUGUGUGUAGGUUUUAUUUUAUUUGUUUUUUAUCUUAUAUUUUGGAAAUGUACAUCCAGGUUUUUUUUCCUUUUAAUUUUUUGGCCCCCCCAAGAGAGUGGGGCCCUAAGCUAUAGCUUGUUUAGCUUAUAUGUAAAUCCAGCACUGACUACAUGGCCAACUAAUGUUGACAGAUAUUGUGGGCUAUUCUUAUUUUCUAGGGUGCAUACUUGAAUCCUUAUUUGGGGGCAAUGCCUUUUCAAGUACUAAGCUCCAUUGAACAUAGUGGGACUUACUUCAGAGUGAACAUGCACAGGAUUAUUGGUAUUGAAGGACAAAGUACAGUGGUACCUCGGGUUAAGUACUUAAUUCGUUCCGGAGGUCCGUACUUAACCUGAAACUGUUCUUAACCUGAAGCACCACUUUAGCUAAUGGGGCCUGCCGCUGCUGCCGCGCCGCUGGAGCACGAUUUCUGUUCUCAUCCUGAAGCAAAGUUCUUAACCUGAAGCACUGUUUCUGGGUUAGCGGAGUCUGUAACCUGAAGCGUAUGUAACCUGAAGCGUAUGUAACCCGAGGUACCACUGUAUUUGUUUUUGUUUUUAAAUUGUGUAUCUGUUUGCUGCCUUGGACUCCUUUGGGGAGGAAGGGGAGGAUAUAUAAAUUCAAUAAAUAAAUAAAUAAGGAAGAACCUUAAAGCAUAGUUAAAAAAAGAAGAAGCUUGUGUUAAAACAGUCAUAAUUAAUUUCAGAAGGAUUGCGUAGAAGACUUCUCUUACCCCAGGACUGGAUUUUCUUUUUUUAGGCCUGGGAUUUUAAUGUGUUUAGAGGGUUAAUGGGGACUCAAAGGUAGUAUAAUGAUAAAGUGCUGGGAGUGAAACAUAUGCUGUGGACAUCUUAAUGAUUGAAGUAUAGGACCUUAUCUUGUAUAAAUUUGGCUACCUCUAUUUGCUCUGUAACAAUAAACCAGUUAUUUCUGAUCUUAUGAUGCAACCCAUCUAAUAAUUUUAAGUCAGUCUUGAGUGGGUUCUGAUGAGAUCCUGUCAGUUCCUCUCAUGAGAGGUUAUUACCCUUUGUAGCUUGGACAUUUAAAUCAGGUAGGUGGCAAGUGUUACUUUAAAAUGGCUUGUGGAUCGACUUGCAAGUCCUGUGAUUGUCCCAUAAAGAGAUGGUGUACAGAACUCUGAGAAUCUCAGCAAUAUUAUGCCUGUUUUGCAGGUCAGGGAUAAUUUUGCUACUUUCAGUCUUUCCACACAUGAGUCAAAAUAAUAUUUUGGAACGGAAGAUCUUCCCUUGUUUUGUUGAGGUAAAAUGUGAAGAGCCUCUCAUUAAUUCUUCAUGUUCAUGAGCUGUUAAUUAAUUAAAUGUGUAUCCUGCACUUCCUUCCAAAGGGAGUCUAGAUUUCUUGAUACAGUCAUGUCCAAUAAUGUAUAUACUGUGUACCAUAUUUUUUACUCUAUAAGACUCACUUUUUCCCUCCUAAAAAGUAAGGGGAAAUGUGUGUGCAUCCUAUGGAGCGAAUGCAGGCUGCGCAGCUAUCACAGAAGCCAGAACAGCAAGGGGGAUCGCUGCUUUCGCUGCGCAGUGAUCACUCUUGCUGUUCUGGCUUCUGGGAUUCAGAAUAUUUUUUUUCUUGUUUUCCUCCUCCAAAAACUAGGUGCAUCUUAUGGUCUGGUGCGUCUCAUAGAGCAAAAAAUACGGUAUUUAAAAAUAGCUAUGAUAUGGCUUUAGGAGGAGGUUUUGUCUUAAACAUGCCGCUGACUAUUUCAUCUUUCUAGAAAUGAGGUCUCCAAAGUUGGAAGAAUCCUAACAUAUUGUGGAGGUUUAGAAACUGGGUUCCUAACCACACCUGUCUUUCUCCCCCCAAGGGCUUCAAGUUGACAUCUGCAGGGAUGGAUGAGUGAGCCAUUGUUCAGUGCCUCUAUUCUGAGUACUGAAUCUGUCUAUAACAUGCUUUAAAAACCACCCAUGUUGGAAAAUCCACUAAGAAUUCUUUUUAAAAAUCUUUUUAUUCUAGAUUCCGUAGGCAGAUGCAAUGGCUAAAAGGCAGCCAAUAAAUAUAAUUAAUAACUGGCAGGACAGUCCAAUCCCUGGAUAGGCAGCAACGGAGGCAGUUCUGCAUUUGCAGCCCCAUUGCUCGUGCUGCCAAAAGGCAGUGGCGGCAGGCAAAUCACCACAGAGUGACUGCAAUGGAACUGGGUUCAGAUCCAGAUCCUGGCUCAGCUGUUUUCCCUCCCUGCUCCCAUAAUGUCCUGGUUUGAGGUUUCUUGCAGGCUAGCACCAGUGGGGUAUUCUGAUAGUGGUCCUUCCAUCCGCCUGUUUGGUGGACAGAAGGGGAACAUUCACCCAAUCCAAACCCUCUUUCCCUGCCCUCUAGCCCAGGGCAAAAGGAGUUUGGAUUGCAGCAUAAAUAAUGCAGCCUGUUGCUGUGCUCCAGCAUUCCUACAUUUAGAAAGUAGUUCCUAAUACCCUGCCUAAAUCUUUGGAUGCAGUUUGAGCACAUUCUUUCUUGUCAUCUGUUUUAACCAAUAAAAACCAUUCCCACGCUUCUCAAGGCAAAAAAUGCUUCUGAAGACUCUUAGUUGUAUUUUCUCCAUUCUUAGCUCUUUUGGUAUUUCUCUGCAUGUCUUAAUUUUUCAUGUUUGUUAUUCUUACAUCCAGCUGCUUCAUAUCUUUAAGCAUGUUGACCAGAACUGAAUGUACUCCUCUUGCCAUUGCCUUGCCAAUACAAAAUAAAUUCCAGCGUCAUACAUAGUACCAUAUCAUUGCAAUCCAACAUAGCAUUACCUUUCUUUGCAGUGGCACUACAGUACAUUGCUGAGUCAUAUUUAUCUUGUCAUUAGCUUCAAUUCUCGGCUCUUGAAACUCAUACCACCUUAGUGCUACACUGUGUCUCCAUCAGCACCAUACAUUUAAAGCAGUAUCAUGAGCAGUCAUAGCUUCCCCUAAAGUAUCCUGGGAACUGUAGUUUGUUAAGGGUCUUGGGAGUUCCCUAUUUCCCUCACCAGAUUUGUUCCUAGAGUGAUUUAACAGUCAAUCUCUCUUUCUGGGGAAUGCUGGGAAUUGUAGACCUGUGGGGAGGAAUGGGGCUUCCUAACACCUCACAGCACCCGUAACAAGCUUCAGUUCUGAAGGGAACUUUGGGGGAAGCCUUGACUGUUUAAAGGGGUAUGAUAUUGUUUUAAUUGUGUGGAUGGGACUUGUAUCCCAAUAUCCAAUCUGCUUAUCUCUUCCAUAGGUUUGGUAAUUGGGGAAUAAUCCACAAAACACUUUUCAGAUUGCCAGACAGUCAAUACGUUGACCAAAAUGCCUUGCAGCAGGGUAACUCUGAGCCUGAUGGCAGAGGCAGCUUUUCCAAGAAGAGGCGUAGAUAAUCAGUGGCUGCACUUUAGAUGCAAGUACUGGAAGUACUGGUUCCAUUUUGCAUUGUAUGCAACACUGUGAGCAGCUUAGAAAAGGUGAACUUGCCCCUCACCAGCUGAGUGGGAGAGUGACUCACAGCAUUGCAGGAGGAGCCCAAUAGAGUUUCAGGGAAGACAAGCUUUGUUCUUCUCAGAAGUUAGGGAGAUUUUAUGGGGUAGUGUAGAGCACUUUUUUACCCUGCCCCCAACCUAUCAUUUUUAUUUCCUCCCUCCUUGCUUACUCCUGAGAGAGAGAGAGAGAGAGAAAGAGAUGAAGGAAGGGAGGAAGCAAAUCCUUGCACGCCUUCUGUUUGGUCCUUAGUUUCAAAGAGUGGACCUUUCAGAGUCAUUUUCUUCCUAACCCUCCACAGGAUAUUUGGAGAGCAAUUGGGAGUCUUCUGGGAGGAGGAGGGGAAAAAACCAUUUGCACAACAUUGGAUCUUGCCCAAUGUAACUUUUAUAAAAGCUUCACUCUUAAAUCUCAAUGGAUAAAGUUGUCAAUAAUUAUAAACUAAUAACCACAGAUUACAGGUUAUAUAUAAAUUUUUAAUUUAUUAGCUAAGACUGUAUGGAAGCAAAUGCAUUAAACAGAUAGAUUGCUUCUAUUAAAUAAUAGUUGGUGACUCAGCCCAGUCACAGUUCUAGGCUCUCUAUAUAGAAAGAAAUACCAUAUUUUUCGCUCCAUAGGACACACUUUUUCCCUCUUAAAAACUAAGGGGAAAAGUCUGUGCGUCCUAUGGAGCGAAUGCAGGGGGGAGGCUGGCAGGAAAAGCCCCCAAGAGCAGCACACAAGCUUCGCGCGGCUCUUGCGGGCUUUUCCUCAGGAGGGAGAAGGGACUGACGCGGCCAGUCAGUCCCUUCUCCCUCCUCGUAGAAAAGCCCACAGGAGCCGUGCGCUCCUUAAAGGGUGUGUGGCUCCUGUGGGCUUUUGCGGGAGAUGGGGGAAUGGCCAUAGCCACGCGCAGCCUCUCCAGCCAGGAGAGGCUGCGCAAGGCUAAAGAAGCCAAGGCAGCGAGUGCGAUCCAUCCCGCUUGCUGCCUUGGCUUCCUCUUUAGCCUUGCGCAGCCUCUCCAGCCGGGGGAUGGAUUGCGCUCGCUGCCUUGGCUUCUUUAGGUUUAGCUCCCGGCUGGAGAGGUUGCGCGGCUAUGGCAGAAGCUUCCCCCAACCCGGGCUUCCCCCGCAGCCCCGAGAAGCUUUUUCCCCCUUGAUUUCCCCCUCUAAAAACUAGGUGUGUCUUGUGGUCCGGUGCGUCCUAUAGAGCGAAAAAUACGGUAUAUUCAUUCACUUUCACUGUUAUCUCUCUGAGGCUUCUUACAUUGCAUUUGUUUUACUACUAAGAAUACAAAAGUAACCUAGCUUGUUUUUGCGAAUUUUGUUGUAUUGGUCUACUUUGUUCCUCCUAACAUACAGCAUUUUUAUUGAUUAUUUAUUUUUUGCUUUAUUUCUGUUUAUUUCUAGGAGCAUGUUGUCAGUUUGUACUCCACCCUUACUGGGAGGAUAUAGAGUAUAUCUAAAAUGAGGUUUAUAAACUAAAUAGCUCAUUCCUUAUGUUGAACACAAAUCUCCAGGCAGUGUGAGGUUUUGCAGUUGUAGACUCUGUCACUCUCUUUUCCUGGACCUCAAAGGUAUAUGUGGUGUGAGAGGCGGGCUAGGAGCUUCUUUUUGUUGACUACAUGGCAAAUUCAGACUGUCAUUCUUGGGCUAAACUUCCCUGGGAAUUAGUCUUUUUGGUUUUCGGGACAAUGUGUGCAAAGAAAAUUUUUUCAUGCUGGUGAGUAAAUCUUCAAUCAGGGAUUGCAGUGAUUAAAUAUGAUACAUGUAUGAGUGAAUGGUUGCUUGGAGGGUAGAUGAGGAGGAAGAGAAUGUGACGUAUAUAUAACAAGAUAUAACAAAUUUAAUGUCACACUGCCAAAUAAUUUGUGGGUUCUCUUGAGAAAAGAGAUGCCUACAAAUGCGUAUAAUCAAAACAUACUUUCCCUAGAAAAAUUCCAUCUUUAUAUUAGGUAAGGAGACAAACCCCAAGUUUUUGAAAUGAGAUUGGGAAGCUUAUUCAUAGAUCCUUUAAUGUCUGAAAUAACUGUUCUCGCUUGGGGAAUUGUAAAAUGUUGAUUCACAUGCUAUAUACACUAAAUGUUGGGGAGGAAAAUAACUUUUUUAAUCUGUUUAAGAAAGUUGUUGCAUUUGACCUGUAGUAUCACUCAUCUUUGCUGUGUGUGCACUCUCCCAUUAGAAAUUUGAGACUGGGGGGGAAUAUGGUGUCCAGUUCUCAAUGACAUUAUUCUCUUUAUAAACAUGAAUAGUCUAGUCUGUCUAUCUUGAGCUAUGUUUUCAUCUUUUGCUGUUCCUAAUGAAGCAAUGCUUGGAGUCAUCAUCCAUAGCUCAGUAGCAAAGAACAUGCUUGGCAUGCAGAAGAUCCCAGGUUCAUUGAAACUGCAUUGCAAAUAUACUGUCUGUUAAGAAACUAACCAAACUCAUAGCACCAGUGCAACAAUGCAGUUUGAAAAGCCAUCCAAAGGACUGUGCUUUUUGAAGGCAGGCACCUUUUCAAAGUCUGUUUAAUAAAUAGGUGGGGCAGGGUAGAUUGGGAUUGGUGAGGAGCAGAACUCAGUUCCAAGUGUGCUGGUGAUGGUUCCUCUGGACCUGUGCUCAGGAGACAAGAGGAACUUAACUUACAAAAUGGGACAGAACCUGCCAAGUUGUGAGAUUCUUACAGGCAAAAGUACAAGUGGCCAUCUUUUUCUAGUAGUAUUGAUUGUGCAUUACCGUACAUGCUGAGAACAAUUGUGCUUUUUUAAAACGUGCAGAAGAGUGCUUGAAUACACCCUUUGUUUGUUCCAUAAAUCUUAGCUUAUCAAGGGGUCGACUUUGGAAUGAUUGCCUUGUGUUUCUCUGUGUUUUGCGGAGACAGCAGAGUCACCACUUAGUCUGCCCAGAGAUCCCUUUUGCCUGAGUGUACUCCCUGCACCAAGAGAUCUCAAGUUCUACAAAAUCAAAAUCAGCAUAUAUAAAUUAAGCAAAUGUGUGUAAUUUGCGAUAUUUGGCACAAAUCUUCCAUUCUUACUAUUUCUCAUAAUGCAUUAUCCUUCUUGUUUUGGGGGUGGGCAUCUGACUACUAGAAAAUAUAGUCAGCAGCUCUUGGAUGUUACCGAGUACUGCAGACAGACUUCAGAACCAUACCAACAGAAAGAUUGCUCUUUUGAUGAAAACUAAAUUCUGUGGGUGUGCAAGACUGCAUGGCAUGCAUAUGUACAUCUAGUUCUGCAAUCUGCUGUGAACCACAUGUGUAUGGGGAAGUAUGAGUUUUUUGUCUGCCGGAACCUGCAGGUUGCUUGAAAAUUGUAGUUGCAGUGCACAGUUGUUCAUGAGAAGUACUCUGCUUUAGGGAAUUGAGAAACAGAGAGAGAAUGGAAAGGUUUACUUCUCAGAACAUAAAGUCUGCCCAGUCAAGAUCAAAUGGCAUCAUUAACUUUCUGUCCUUGGGAAACCCUGAGUGCUACCCCCAUAAACAUUAUCCACCCCUUGCCCUUAUAUAAUCUUCACCAAAUGAAGAGUCUCUUUAAUGGACUGCUAGGAGUUAGUGUUCCCAUUUAAUGAACCUUCCCUGAGUUCAGUUUGCCCUCCUGGAAACAUGCAACUUUGGCAAAUGUGCCUCUGGUGAACUAGUUUAUUAAGGAGUUGGAUUAGAACUAGGACUAGGAGGUAGUAAAUGUCUCCAGUUGCCCUAUUUAUUUUAUUUAUAGUGCCAUGCAGAGUUUCAUGUGGAAAAACAGAUACUUCUCUCCUAGGAAUUUGGCUUAAGAUACACAAUGGGGAAAACAAAGGGAAGGAGCAAGGAAUAUGCACAAAUGCAAAUGAUUGGGCAUCAAGAGAGAAGUGUUAAUUCUGUCUUCUGAGUUUGCCUAGCGUGUAUAUGCAUGUAUUAAUUCUGCAGCUGCAAAUAAGGGAUAAGCUUUCUUUUGUAUGUGCAAAUGGGUAACCUCUGUUGCUGAGGGUUUGCCUUUUGUUAUAUCUCCCUGUACUGUAUAGUGCAUAGUGGGUAUUUUCUAGGCGCUAACCUGCAAAACUAAAUAGGGUUUUGUUACUUUCAGUCACAAAGCCAACCUUCACUGAGCUCGCUUGUGGGUGAAACGUGUUGCCAGGCUACACCAACCAUCUUUUCAGCGAAACCAAUCCAGCAUAAACCAGGUAUCUUGCUUUGAAUAUUAAACUGCUGUGCUUAUAUUUAUCCCUGUGGUACACUUGUCCUUAGAAUAUUCAAAAGGACAAAAUUAUCCAUGGUUGCCUACCGAGCAGGUGGGCGGCAAUAUACCCUUUGCUCUGACCAUUGUAGACUUGCUUAUCUAUAUGGAUAAAUAUAGGCUAGCUACGUAUAUACUGCUGACCUACUUAACUGAGCAUUAGCGGUUAAGCAAUAAUUCAUAGAAUAUUAGAAUUGUAGAGUUGGAAGGGACCCCGAGGGUCCUCUAGUCCAACCCCCUGCAAUUCAGGAAUCUCAACUAAAGCAUCCAUGACAGAUGGCCACCCAAUCUCUGCUUAAAAACCUCCAAGGAAGUAGGGUCCGCCACCUCCUGAGGGAGUCCGUUCCACUGCCAGACAGCUCUUGCUGUUGGAAAGCUCUUCCUGAUGUUUAGUUCUCCUUUCUGGUAACUCAAUUCCUUCAUCCAGGUUGUUUAUAAAGAACAUUGAAAAACUGUGGGCCCAGGACAGAACCCAGCGGCGCCCCACCUGCCACCUAUUUCCAGGAAGACGAGGAACCAUUAAUGAGUACUCCUUGGGUUCAUUCAGUCAACGAGAUACAAAUCCACCUAACAGUUAUCUCAUCCAACCCACAUUUUACCAGUUUUUCUGCAAGAAUAUCAUGAGGGACUUUGAACUUCUUCACUGAAUUUGCAGUUUACAGUUUUCCAAUCCUUUGUUUUACUCCCUAAAUACUGGUAUCUUAUUGGACAGUGCAGUCUAGAUUGCUCAUAGCUUUUUUUAGCCAGUUAAUUAAAUAUAAACAUUGCUAAACAUUUUUACAUUCUUAAAUAAAUAGAACACUUUCCUGCAAAUACAUCAUUUUAAUACUUGAAUAUAUCUGCUAUUCAUCAUUGAGAAAUGCUGCCUUUAAUAUUUGUUUUCUUGUUAGAUUAUAUACCAGAGCUAAAUACUGUUUCAAAAAUGAAGGCCUGAGACCCACUGCUGAUAAGUGGAAGGCCCAGAUUUAGAAGGCACAUCAAUGUUGAUUUCAGUGCACACUGUCACUAGUGUCACUGGAACCCAUGGUCGUUGUACCAUGAAUGGACAGAAAUCUGCUCGCUUUCAAUAAAAAUUGGAAGGGAGAAAUCUUCUUGAAGUUUGUCAAAUUUGGCUGCAAGAGGCUAGCAGGCUAGCAGGACUUCAAAGUCUCUUCAUUCUGAUGUUUCCAAAAUUACAAGUCUCUUCUCUUUUCUACUCCAAAGUCUCAUGAUUUGUUCGAGGUGACCAAACAAAGCUUAUAGUUGUAUUAAAACACAUUUAGUUGAACGUGGGUGGCACUGUGGGAUGCGGGUGGUGCUGUGAUCUAAACCACAGAGCCUAGGGCUUGCCGAUCAGAAGGUCGGCGGCUUGAAUCCCCACGACGGGGUGAGCUCCUGUUGUUCGGUCUCAGUUCCUGCCCACCUAGCAGUUCGAAAGCACGUCAAAGUGCAAGUGGAUAAAUAGGUACCGCUCCGGUGGGAAGGUAAACGGUGUUUCUGUGCGCUGCUCUGGUUCUCCAGAAGCGGCUCAGUCAUGCUGGCCACAUGACCUGGAAGCUGUCUGCGGACAAACACUGGCUCCCUCAGUCUAUAGAGCAAGAUGAGCGUGCAACCCCAGAGUCGUCUGCGACUGGACCUAAUGGUCAGGGGUACCAUUACCUUGACCUUAGUUGAACGUUAUCCCAAACACGUGUUCAAACUGAAAAUCCAAAUGUCAUUAUCAGUAAAUCUAGUUUGAAAACAUAAAAAGGCACCUUUUAAUGAAACAGAUCAUAGGACAAUCUAGUUCACUUUUGUCUACACUGGCUGGCAGGGGCUCUCCUGGGUUCCUGGCAGGUGUCUUUCCCAGCCCCACAUGGAGAUGACAGGGAUUAAGCCUGGGACCUCCUGCAAAGCAGAUAAGCUACAGCCCUCCCCUAUCUCUGCAUUUGUAUCACAGAAGUUGUUUAGAUUGAGCCAAUGUCUCAUAAUUACAUAGUCAUUUCGCAAAGCUGAACUUUCAUCAUUUCUCUCUUUUUAUUUUUAAAUAUAUAUUUGUAUGCUUUACAAACAGAAAAAUCACCAACACAGUUCCAGUGCAGCCAAUGAUCUAAUAUAGAGAAUUUCACCUCAUCUUCUUUUCUUCACAUAAAUUUGAUACAUCUAAUAGAUGGCAGUAUUAUAAAACAGACAAAUAAGUAACAGUGAUCAUCAUUCAAUUUUAUUAGUGUUGAAAUUUAUAAUCCUUAAUUAUUUAAAUUGCUUAACUUUCCCUAGCAAAGUAGAUGGAUUUGAUGAGUCCUGCACUAUAUUAUUCCCAUACUGAACGAAAAGCCUCGGCUUCUCUAUAAUUACAUUUCCAAAUUGUCUGCCCUGUGUACCUCUAAUUAAGUUUGUCAGCUUUCCCAUGCAUGUGAAGUCCUAAACCUUUGUUAACCAGACAUCUAAAGAGGGACAAUUAGUAUUUUUUCCAAUUUUGGCAAACUGUUAUCCUUGCUGCAGUUAACCGAUGAACCGUCAUUUCCAUACCUUCCUUUUGUACAAUAUAUUUAAGAUAGCCAAGCAGUAUUGCUUACCCCAGGUUGCUGUUUAUUAAUGCCAAGGCUGAGUUUUUGUGCACGUCCACAAGAUAUGUUAGCAUGUCUUACAAAUAUAAACUUUUCUCAAGGUUAAGAAAGUGAUUUGCUGUGAGACACUCUUGACCAUCUUGGGCAUUGGAAGAUUUGCUCAUUACAAGUAGAUGAGUGGGAUCGCUUUUAACUGUAACUGUUUUACUAAAGUGGACUUCAAACCAGCCUUCCCCAAGCGGGUGUCUUCCAAGUGUUUUGGACUACAACUCCCAUCAGUUCCAGGGAGCCUGGCCAAUGGACAUGAAUGAUGGGACUUGUAGGCCCUACAUAGGAAAGGCACCAUCAUGAAGAAAGUUGUUCUAGAGCGUAAUGAGUGUUUGUUUUUAAGGUACCAUAGGGCUCCUUAUUUUUGCUGCAGCAGACUACACCCUUUAUAAAACAGUGAACUGUAGAUUGGCUAAGAGGACUUUCAGAGGUCAUUUGUAUGCACAUGCACACAUACAAAAUGACAUUAAAACGAGCAAUGUGUGUUUUAUUCUUGCAAAGAAAGUAUCCUUAGAAAGCCUGAGGUCAUGCAAGGAUAUGUCAUGCAUUUCUGAUUGUAUACCUCAGGCUGAAUAACCUGCCAAACUAACACCUCUUGUAUGCCUGCCUGAACACAAGUUGGAGAUAUCAACAAGCCCAGUUAUUUUCUGGUGUGAAAGAAAACUCUUUAACCUCUGGUGUGUCAGACAUGGAAGAAACUGAUAGAAGUCUGGCUUGAGAAGUUAGCCAGCCAAUGGGUAGCAUAUGCUGGCUGACCCAGUGUAAAAUAGACAAAACAAAUCAAUUAUUUGUACUGUUGCGCAGGAAAUCUUAAGUUGUUUUUUCCUGGCUUGGAUAAGGUCUUAAUUUGCUACUGUUGACAUAAGGAUAAAACAAUAACAAAAAAAAUGAACCAUGAUAUGUUUUCUGUUGAGUUGAUGGAUGACAAUUCAGCCAUUAACAGUUGAGGGAAUUGGGUAUGUUUAACCUGGUAAAGAGGAGAUACAAUAGUCAUCCUUAAAUAUCUAAAGGGCUGUCACAUGAAGGAUGGAGCAAGCUUGUUUUCUCCUGGCCUGGAGGCUAGGACCCAAACCAAUGGAUUCAAGUUGCAAGAAAGGAGGUUCUGGCAAAACGUCAGGAGGAACUUUCUGACAUUAAGAGCCAUUUGACAGUGGAACAGACUCCCAUGAGAAGUGGUGGACUCUCCUUCCUUGGAGGCUUCAAAGCAGAGGUUGGAUGGCUGUCUGUCAUGAUCUGGUUGAGAUUUCUGCAUUGCAGGGGGUUGGAAUAGAGGACCCUCAGGAUCCCUUCCAAAUCUACAAUUCUGUGAUUCUAUUAAUUUUAUUUACAUAGUUUGGUUCAUUCCAGGAAAGUACUCUCCCCUUCUGCAAAUAGAAACCUUUAGACACUAGCAUGGUUUCUACAACAUAGUAGCAUUGUAAGUACAGAUUCAGAGGCUGUUAGUAGGGAUAAAAAAACCUGCGUUUUUUUUAAAAAAAGGAUAAUAUUGCAGCCCUGUAGAAUGGAUUUAUUUGGAAGUCUUAGCAAAAGCAGUGGAGAAGUCAGACUGACACUUGCUUCUAGGCUCUCUUCAUUCUGUCCAUACAUGAUGGUGCAUUUUUCUUGAGCAUUUGUUGUUUGGAAACAUACAAAUAAUGCUUAAUUACUCUGUUUUUCUACAAAUAAAUGAUGAUGAAAUAGUCUGCUAGUAUUUGUGAGGGUGAUGGAAGAUAAUACUUAAAUAUAUAUUGGAAACAUUAUUUAUUUGUUACAGUUCAUUGGAUAUAAACGGGAAAUCUUUGCAGUUCUCUUAAAUCUUUGCAGGAACAAAUUGCCCCCAAAGUACACUUGGUCAAAUAUAAGUGUUCAUACUAAUAACUCCAUUACUGUCACUUGAGACACAGGUGGCCUUGGUGGCAUGGGGUGCCUUCCAUCAGCUUAUGCUGGUUACCUAUCUAUGACCCUAUCUGGACAGGGAUAACUUGGCUGCAGUUAUCUAUGCUCUGGAACCUCAAGGUUGAAUCACUUCAAAGCAUUUUAUAUGGGGCUGUUGGAAAACUGUUUGGAGGCUUCAGUUAGUGCUGAAUGUGGUUGCCUCACUGUUGACAGGAUCAAGAGAAACAGAUUCUGUACCACCAGUUCUGUUCCACCCACUUACACAUUUCUGAACCCAAUUCACAGUGAUUGGUUCUGCUCACAAGAACUCUGGAUUCAGUCCAAGGUGUUUAAGCCAAAAAAGGCCAGGACAGUACAGUAAGGUGUGAUAUGGCCUAGUAUAGUGAUUUCUUGUUAGUAGAUUUGGCCUGAAUUCUGCUGCCUCCUUGCCUUGUUAAUACCCUUUAACAUUCUUCUCACCACCCUUAUUGUUUUGUUUCAAGCAUAACAAAGAUGGUUCUACUUUAGUUUUGAAAACUGAAAUGGUGAAGAAAUAAUACUGUUCCUAUUAAGAACAGACCAGUAACCUGCGGUAUGGAGAUCCUGCAACUGGGCACUCUUAAAACAGCAUUGGUGCUUCUGCUGAGCCAGCCUGGUACAUAAACUAAUUGCCAUAGUAUAAAAAGACAGUGCUGCUUUUCAGAGUAGAUUCUCUAUAACUACUUCUUAGCUUUUCUUUGCUUUUUAUGAUUUGGAAAAAAACAUUGUUCCUUUGGUGUAACCAAAAAUUGCUGGGUUUUAAAGACUCAAACACAGAAUGAUUAAAAACAAAAUCUGAACAUUGGAAUCUUUAAGAGCACAAUGGCAUAUUAUCUCCCUCUACAUAUACAUACGUUAACUCUAACUUUCUUCUGCUAUGUAGAGAUGGUCAUUAGCCAGCCUGUUCCCAUAUCAGACAAUGGGAAAAGAAAAAAGAAAAAAAGAACCAGAGCUACAGACCAUGUCCCUGGAAGGUUUGAAGGUCGGUCCCAUGUUCUGCAUUGCUUUUGUUUCCUCCUGAUCUUUCACAGUAGUUAAGCAGUUGCUUCAGGGUUGCUGUUUACUUCAUGGCAAAAACUCUGUUUGAGCCAUUGCAUUUCUAUAGCCCCUUUUGUGGGGGCUGCAUUAUGCCUUUGUGGUUUUGUUGUGUGGCUUCCCUCUUAGUUCUUUGCUUUCUUUGAAAGGCAGCAACGUGUUGAAAUUAUAUGUGAUGGUAUAGUUUCAUUUCAUGGGGAGUAGUCUUUCUUCUGCUGUCAUAGGAUUAUUUCAAAACAAUUUUGAGAGAAGGAAAAGUUAUCACUUGAGCCUGCAGUCCUAUGAACAUGUGUAUGAGGGUUUGCUCCCUUGAGUUCUUCAGGGCUUAUUUCUAUAUAAAUGUGCAUUGGAUUAGGUUGCACUGAGCAUGUUGAAUUCAUUGAAGCUUAAUGGGCACUCUAGAUCAGGGGUCAGCAACCUUUUUCAGCCGUAGGCCGGUCCACCGUCCCUCAGACCAUGUGGUGGGCUGGAUUAUAUUUUGAAGGGGGGGGGGGAAUGAAUGAAUUCCUAUGCCCCACAAAUACCCCAGAGAUGCAUUUUAAAUAAAAGCACACAUUCUACUAAUGUAAAAACACCAGGCAGGCCCCACAAAUAACCCAGAGAUGCAUUUUAAAUAAAAGGACACAUUCUACUCAUGUAAAAAUAUGCUGAUUCCUGGACCGUCCGUGGGCCGGAUUGAGAAGGCGAUUGGGCCGCAUCCGGCCCACAGGCCUUAGUUUGCCAACCCUUCUCUAGCUUGUGACCCAUCUGUUAAAUACCUUCAUUUACUGAGUUAUUUCCUUGGUGCAGGAUGUUCUCACUGUAGAUACUGUAAGAUGUUAUCACAAAACUACUCUAAUGAUUCAGAUUUCCUCUGGAGACACCCUGCUCCCCAUUUCAAAGCAAUCUUGAAAUAUCUUGGCUUAUAUUAGUUAAGUUAAGUUAUCUUAUCUCUAUCUUAUAUUUUAUUCUGUUUGUUUUAUAAGACAGAAAACAUAGGAUCACAGCCUUCCUGGGCAUAGUCUAAUAUUUUUAUGGUAAGAAGGUCUCAACUUCACUCCUUUGCUUUUGUCUAACUGAGAACAGAUAAUAAAACUAAAGCUGCUGUUUCAACUCAGUUAAUUACCAAGGGAGCACCUGUUCUUGUUUUAUUAUCAGGGGUAGGGAUUAGCUCAGUUGUUUAUAUGUGCAGUUCAUAAAAAGGUUUUCUAAUAAUGAUUUCUGUAUACUGGAAUUCUUUGGCAGAUCUGUACAAACUCACUGCAGAGUUACUUGGUGAAGGAUCAUAUGCCAAAGUUCAGGGAGCAGUUAGCUUGCAGAAUGGGAAAGAAUAUGCAGUUAAGGUAAGUAAAGUACUCCAGUAUUAUUUUCAUUCAUUAAAGGUCUUCGCUGCCUGAAAUUGUUCUUCACAGAUGCUGCUGUGCUAAUGUAUUCUGUCAUAAAUCAUUGAUAUUGCUAACAUCAUGGAAUUUAGAUUCAGGUAGGUCUGUGUUGGUCUGACACAGUCAAAAUAAAUAAAAUAAAAUAAAAUAAAAUUGUCCAGUAGUACCUUGUUGUUGUUGUUUAGUCGUUUAGUCAUAUCUGACUCUUUGUGACCCCAUGGACCAGAGCACACCAGGCACUCCUGUCUUUCACUGCCUCCCGCAGUUUGGUCAAACUCAUGUUGGUAGCUUUGAGAACACUGUCCAACCAUCUCGUCCUCUGUUGUCCCCUUCUCCUUGUGCCCUCAAUCUUUCCCAGCUUCAGGGUCUAUUCCAGGGAGUUUUCUCUUCUCAUGAGGUGGCCAAAGUAUUGGAGCCUCAGCUUCAGGAUCUGUCCUUCCAGUGAGCACUCAGGGCUGAUUUCCCUCAGAAUGGAUAGGUUUGAUCUUCUUGCAGUCCAUGGGACUCUCAAGAGUCUCCUCCAGCACCAUAAUUCAAAAGCAUUGAUUUUUCGGCGAUCAGCCUUCCAUACAUCACUACUGGGAAAACCAGUAGUACCUUAUAGACCAACUAAGUUUGUUCUGGUAUAAACUUUCAUGUGCAUGCACACUUCUUUAUUGAAUUUAGUUCUUAGAUUUCUGAUUCUUUAAACCAUGGUAUGGGGGAUUGUGAAUGAGCCCUGUGCUUGUGCAAUACCUCUUCCUACUUUGCCUACUUUGCUUAGUUUAAUGAGUAUUGUCCUAGCUUGAUCAAGCCAUUGUUGCCUCUAAACUGGAAAACUAUGGUUUGGUCAAACAAAGUAGAUUGUCUUUUAGCUGAGUGUGUGAGGAGGGAGCAUGCAAGAACAAAACUCUUCCCCUCUUGUUAGACCAUGGUUUUGAGGAUUGGAAUUGUCUGAUUCAUCCCAGUAAAUUAUUAACAGAUGGAAGCGGCUUCAGAGAGGCAUAUUUUCCAUUGUGAAAAUACAUUUAUUUUGUCCGAUCAAAUAGGCUGUGCUAGUUUUCCAAACAAUACAGAAGCCUGCUCACCAAGGGCAAAACUGAAAGAGGGAAAGCUGGUUGUAGUGUGUAUGCUCAUCCGAAACAAUCUACAAAUCUUUGAGAAAACAGUGGUCAAUUUCCAGUUUAAAAUAAAGCUUGCUUUCUAUCCUAUGUUAACUAAAUAUUAAAUAAUCAUUCAGAAAGUCUUAUCCCAAACAUUUGCACUAAUAUAGGCACAUUACUUUUUAAAUCUACAGCCAUGCAUAUCACAUGAGACUGCAGUGUUUGUGACUGCCAGGACUGUGCCCCAUGCCUUAUCUCCCAUGAUAUUAUCUCCCACUUCCUCUGCUCCUCUUUCUAGGUCGAAAUUUGAUUUUGAGAGGGUUCUAAAUGUCUUCAUUUACUUGUCUUCAUUUCUUGUUGGGAAAUAAAAAUGUUGAAAUAUGAACAACUUUAUUCAACGUCGCUAAUUUUAUUCUUUAACCUUUGGCCAUGACUCAAGAAGGGAGAUGGGUUGCAUUAGAAUUACCAAAGCAGAAGUUUUGUCAAUUUUCAGUGAGAGAUGGGCAGAGCAAUCCUAGUUCCCAGUCAGUGCUGCUGGAGGGGUUACAGCCUUUCUCAACCUUGGGUCCCCAGAUGUUUUUGGCCUACAACUCCCAUCAUCCCUGACCACUGGUCCUGUGAGCUAGGGAUCAUGGGAGUUGUAAGCCAAAACAUCUGGGGACUCAAGGUUGAGAAAGGCUGGUUUAGGAUGAGACAGAGGUGUUUCUUGGCUGUGUUCUACUGCUGUGGAUCUUCCCACUGUGCCCAGCAAAAGUGCAGUAGGCUACAUGCUACUGCCAGCAGUGUUUCCUGCAGUGGUAGCCAUUGUAAGAUCUUGAAAUGGAAACAGGGCAUUAUGGGGGCUUGGUGGAUGUGGAACAUGCAAAAACUGUAUCAUGCCAGUAAACAUCUGUUAUCAAACACAAAGCAAAGAGUGCCUAAUAUUUAUAUGGACACUUUUUUUGAAAGCUGACAGAUACUAACAGUAGCUGCUCAGCAUGAUGUUUCUUGUUUUUUUAAAAAAAAACACACUGGCUUUUGUUUUUAUAACAGAUAAUUGAGAAGAACGCUGGGCAUAGUCGUAGUCGGGUAUUUCGGGAAGUGGAGACAUUGUAUCAGUGUCAAGGUAACAAGUAAGUAAUUGUUACAGCAUUUAACAAUACAGUUAUGAGUUUUAAGUCUUUAGUGUAAUCAUGUAUUGGAUGUGACAUUGCUUUGAACCCAAAACAGUGUAGUUCACUUAGUGAAACUUGGAAAUGUGAACAGUUACACUGUUUUUAUGUUGAUUAGAGCACUCCUCCAUGUUUAGCAGAAAAUGCUACCAAAAUAUUAAACACAUUUCCCAAUGAUACCUUUUUGUUGGGUACUCCAUAAAUAUUUUGGCUUUAAUUAUACAGAACAACAAAUUUAACAAAACUGCCUUUUUGUGUUUUUUUUUUAAGGAACAUUUUGGAAUUAAUAGAAUUUUUUGAAGAUAAUGCAAGGUACUACCUUGUCUUUGAAAAACUGCACGGAGGUAUGUGUGUACGUGAUUUAUUUAAUCUUCUUGUAAUAAAUUAGCUUGAUAAAGAUAGAAUUGUUUCCCCCCAAUGUGGGUGGGCUAUUUUGUGUGGAAAAGGGUUCAGGUUCAUUCCCUGGCGUUUCCAGCUAAGGCUAGGAAGGACUGCUAACUGAAACCCUGGAAAGCUGCUACUGGUCAGAAUUGAGACUUGGGAAAUGUGUUUCCUGUGAUAAUGCAUGCUUCUCUUACAUCAGGGCUUGCAUUUAGUGCAUAACUGUCCCAUCACUGCCGCUUGUGUAAUGGGACUUCCUCCUUCUCCCCUUGUGUGCCCCCUAAAUAUGUUAUGCAUCCCCCCCUCCAACACUCCAGAGUAGAUUUGGGGAUGGUGCAGCACAUGUGUGGGGUGGGGAAUCCCAUGGCACAAGCAGAAAUAUUUGCGCCAAUGGGAUAAUUACCUAGCACUGCAUUAGAAACAAGCCAAGACAGUGGAUACUGAUGUGUUUGGCACAUUCUUGUGUAAAGACAAUUUUAUUCCAUUGGACAUUAUCCUGAUUUGAGCUCUUGGAUGUUCUGAUUACUGCUUUGCUUGUAAAAGAGAUCUUGCAUUUUAUUAUCUACAGUUCUUUUGAUCGCAUAUAUUGAGUGUACCUCAGCACAGAAGCUGGGGUAGAAAUUAUUUUAAAAAUACUUCUUCAGAGGUAUCAUUGUCAACAUUUAUUAAAGAAAAUGAACUCACAAUAUCUGGGUUUGGGAACUGAAGAUAAUGUUGGUUUAUAUAAAGUGGAUUUGCUGGGUGUUAUGUUGAGUAAUUUUCUAUAUAUAGCUGACAGAUGAAGAAUUGGAGGUUCUCUUUUCUUUUUCUUUCCAUUUUUUCUUUUUUCUUCAUCUUUUUCUUCUCUCUCUCUCUCUCUCUCUCUCUCUCUCUCUCUUUGUGUGUUUUAAUCAAGAUUAGCUUUUUAGUUUUGAUUAAAAGAUAUCUGACAUUCAUCUUUGUAUUUCCCCGCAAAUUUUAAUAAUCUAUUUAAAAAAAAAACACCUCUUCAAUUUUUUUUGACAUGUUGAAGCUGCAUAGUAUCUACAUAGCUGGUGUGUGUGUGUGUCACAUGUGACCUUUGGGGGCAGUUAUUUUAAAGGGAGGAUGAGCACAUAGUCUUAGUAUUCAUGUAACUGGAAACCUAUUAAAAGAACGUGUAAAUGGUUUCAGAAUUCUAACUGCAAUAUACAUUGACUCAAGCUUCUCAAUAGUAGUAGUAGGAAUGAUGGUGAUGAUGAUGAGUAGUUAGUAUUUUCCCCUGUUUAGUCAUUGGACAACGGAUGUAAAUCUGGUUUUUAAAUAACUAUUUUUUCAUACUGAAACUUUUAACAGGCAUGUAAAGCUUUACCCAUCAAAUGAGAUCAUAAUAGUCGCUUGUAUAAUUACAAGUUGUUACAGACUUCUCUGUGGAUAAAUGAAUAGACAAGUGUAUAGGACAAAUCUGAGAACUUGAUUCAUAAGAACAUCUUAAUCUGUCACCUCCUACAGAGGCUUUGCCUGAUUUUCUUAACAUGCUGAAAAUCUAUCAAUAAAAGCCCAUGCUCUGUUCCAGGAAGCUUCAAGUCUGGAAUGUUUGUUGGCAGGAUCCUGAACUCAUUCAGGAAAUUGUGCUCACAACUCAUAGUGAAAAUUUGAAUAUUAUCGUGUAGCACUCUGGGGAGGGAGACAUUGCUUUUGAACACUAGAGCAAGCUGCUGUACUAAGCCAUUAAAAUAGAUUAAUUAAUGAACCAUUGCUUCCCCCUGCAAAUAGCUGGAAGUCCACAAAAUGUCGCUGGUCCUGGUGGUUAGUUCUUGAGUCCUUUGGAUGCUUGUUUCACACUGGAUGUCUGCGACAUCACCUCUGAAAAUUGUUUUCUGUGCUUACAGAUUAGCAGUUGGCAUUUUGCCAGUUUUCCAUUAAUGCCGAUAGGAUGUUAAGGGCACAGAACUGGGUUAGCCUAAUGGAGAGGCCUUCAAAAACCCAGACUAUUUUAUGUUAUUUGCUGGUUAGAUGUGUGUUUACUUGCGGGGAACAGGCAGGGGGAAAGAACUUGAAUGCAUGAAUUUCAAAAUCGCAGGAACAAACAUAUGAGCUCUUGGCCUUGUGCCUCUCUGAAGUUAGCAUGUUCCAAAACUCAGUGAAGUCUAUUCUACAUUACUGUUUAAAAAUUUGCUUUGGCAAACUCUAUAACUAGAUUUAUCACUUUAUGGAUCGUAUCCUCCCUCUACUUCAAGGCCACUUUGGCAGAGAUAAUCCAAGCCCUUUUUGUGCCAGGCUUGGGGGGCUAUAUUGGGAAGAGGAUUCCUUCCUCCCAGCCCUGCUGGCCCCUGUUGGCCUGCUGCCACCUGGGGAGUAAUGCCAGCAUCACUGCGGACCCAGAGCUCCCCUUCCACCCACCAAACAUGCUAGCAGACAGAAGUGCGACUGGUACCAAACACCAGAAACCGCAAAGUGGGGCUUUCCAAGGUGAGGGCAGGGCUGAGCCAAACCAGAAUCCAUUGGGUUCUGAGUUGGCUCUCCCGAGAUGUGCCAAUUGCUGAAUGCCACUCCCCACAACUUCACCCUGGCCGCUGUGCAACAGCUUUAGGCAAGGUGCAGCCAUUUGCUUCAGGUGGCGGAUCCAGCACCCGCCCCCCACCCCCAUGCUGCCAACACAGCCCUGUUACUCUCAUCACUGCUACUGUGCCCUUGCCACCAUGCUGUGGUGGCAGCGCAUGUGCAGCUGCAGGUGAGGGUACAGUUGUGGUGAUGAGGCUGACAGCAGUGUGGGGGCAGAGACACAGCAGAGUGGGGAACUAGAUCUGUAGCAGGGUGUGGUGGGGGCUGUUCUGUCUACAGUGGCACAAUGUCUCGAGCCAACCCUGGCAGCGGAUGGGGUUGUGGCCUUUUUACUCCGCAAAGCACUUCUAGGAAAAGUUGGGUUUCUUCUUAUGGUGCACAUGUACCAGGGCGAUACAUACCUAAAGUCAGAUUGGAUUUCUUCUUAUAAGAAGAGUUUGGUGCAUUCUGGCAGCUAGAACAGUUAAACGAUAGUAACGUGCUCAGGAUUUGUCGAGCCUGUGGUUUUGGGAAAUGUACAGAGGGGUAGAGACAAAGGGGGUGGGGAAUCUGCUUCUUCCGUGCUGUGACAAGGAUCAUAAAGAACUUCACAUCAAGUGGUUUUGAGUAUUCCCCAAAUGCAUGGGAGGGCUUUUCCUAAAUUCCAGCCAAGCCCUCUCCCAGGGAUGAUGGGAAUUGUGCUCCAGCAACAUCUUGAGGGCAACAGGCUCCUUGCCCCUGUAGUAUAUGCACUUAGAUUUGGAAUAAGUCCUAUUGAAUUUAGGAUUUGCUUCUGAAAAAAUCAUGCAUAGGUCAAGCGGUGUGUUCUCUAUUAUAGAGCUGUGAAAUUGUUGGCUGCUAAAAGCAAAUACUUUACCAUAGUUACCUUUGACCCUGUUCAUGUUGAGAAGAGAACCGUGCUAUUCAACUUGAAUCUUAGCAUGUGUGUUCACACUACAUAGUCUGUUGGAUGCUUUGAGUCUAGCAUAGUUUGCUUUCAAGUCACACUGUAUUUUUCAAAGCACCUGCUUGCCUUUUUCUCCACAGGUUCUAUCCUGGCCCACAUACAAAAGCAAAAACACUUUAAUGAGAGAGAAGCCAGCAGGGUGGUGAGAGACAUCGCCUGUGCUCUGGAUUUCCUCCACACAAAAGGUGAAAAUGCGUUUCCUCCAUUUUACAGGCUCAUUAGCCAGCAGUGUUCAAGCCAGACAAGGUCUGCUAACAUAAAUACAAGAUCAGCGUGAAAAGCAGGGCAUUUCUGUGAUUUACUCCCUUUCUCCCCACAUGUGACAUGCCAACUAGCGCUGGCUGUUGGCUUUGUGCCACAGUGUUUGUGAUUAGCAAGAAUUGGUUGACACGGUGAUUCAGGGUACAUGUCAUUUGCAAAAGCCUACUGGUAUUUGGAGAUGAUGACUAGUAUCCAUUCUGCACUUAAAGGUAACUAUUGUGUCUGGUAGCCAAAUAGGUUUGGGCUUUAUGAAGGAAGCUGGUUGUUUGAUCAAGCUCUUGAGUUAGGGAUAAUGAGCAAAUUAAGGUUGAUAAAUACUUCUGCAAGCUAACUGCUUUUUUUGCAGUAGGCUUUUAAAAGUUUAAGGCUCCAGUUCAUUACUACAAAUGUUCCUGAGAGCAGGUAUCAAGGGUUUAGUGAUAAAUGUAAGCUAUAUGCAUCUGGUUCUGGAGUGGCAGAGGACCUGCCAUGUUCAUUUGUUGUGGGAACUGCCUGCAGUGCCCCCAAAAUCACUUUGCUAUCAUUUUGCCCGUGUAAAAUAAGUGUCAAUGAGAGUGUUGCUGCAGGAAUCAUAAAGCAAAUUAUACAUUUUUCUACAAUUUUAAGCAUGGUUUUCAGAUUCCUGCAUUUUAUUAGGAUUGGAUCUUUCCAGGGUUAGAUUUAGUUCCCAUUGAUUUGAAUGGAAACUUAAGUAGAAGUAACUGUCUGGAUUCAUCCCUUAGUAAUAGUAGUUUGGUUUUGCUAUACUGAUAUUAUUUGGGUGUGUCUUAUGCAUGGCCAGUAAUUUAUGCAUUUUUUUCCUUUUAAGAAAUCUGACAUUACGUCACAAAUGAGCAGCUGUUAAUUUCCAGGCAAGCAGUUUAAUUUCAGAGAAACUGGUGUGAGAACCAUCUCCAUCCAAUCAUUCAUGCCAGAAAUUUUAAUUUUGCUCUUUUAGAUCUCCAGAAUAUUCUUUUUAUGCUAAAUUAAAAGUUAAAAGCCAAGUAAAAGCUAAAAGAAAGAUUGAGGGGGUUUUCUUACUCAUAAUUUGAUUAAAAACUGAUGUAACUACUUUGGUAUGUUGUUUUCUGGUACCACCAUAGCAACAACUUACCAGUGUGCUUUGAAGGUGGCAGAAUUCCAUUUGAGGGCUUAGAAUUGGAGGGGCUUGAAUGGCUAGUCUGCAGGAGAAAUUGAUUUGUGGAAAUAGCAUUGCUGAGUUGAAUAGCUUGACUUGAGAUGGAGAAAGUGAAAACAAAUACUGAAGCAGAGAUGUUUUGUUUAGAGUGGUUAAGGACUGAAGCUUGGAGUCAAACACAAGUUGGGUGGACUUGAGGUGAAAACAGAAGAUGAAGCUAUUGGUUGUAAUCUGCACUGAAUAAUUGUUGGUAAUGACUUAAUGAGGUGUAACAGGGCUAUGAAGACAUCCUUUGUUUCUUGAAGUAUAUAUAGGGGGGGAUGUCUGCCUGCCUACGCAAACUAAAUUUGUAUUAUUAGCUUCUAUCUGAAACCACUGAGAGGUCAUUGGCAUUUUGGCAGUGGUGUCUGUGUGUGUGCUAUCCUCAGAAUGUUGAUGACAUAUAGCUCUAGUUCUCCUUUCUAUUUGACUCCAGGGGAGCAGUGAAAGUCCUAAAUCAGUGCAUGAUAUCUUUAAACAACACAGAGGGUUUAACUUGGCGGUGACAACUAGGAAGGAGUCCCAAGGUCACGGUGAAUGACUCGGUGACAAUGCUGGUCCAGUGUGUGGCAGCUGUGAAAACAGAGAAAUCUAUGUUGGUCCAGUGUGUGGCAGCUGUGAAAACAGAGAAAUCUAUGUUAGGGACCAUUAGGAAAUGGACUGAAAAUAAAGCUGCCAGUACUAUAUUGUAUUAUGUGAACCUGAGUGCUUUGUAUAGUUCUGAAUGAAUAUUGCAGAGCUGGAAAGGGUUCAGGAGAGGGCAACCAAGAUGAUAAAAGGGUUUGAGCAACUCACCUCUAAGGAAAUAUUACAGUGUUUGGUGCAUUAUCGUUUAGGAAAAAAAGUUGAGUAUGGGGGAGGGAUGAUUGAUAUGCAUAAGAUCAGGUAUGAUGUGAAGAAAGUAGGCAGAGAGUUGUUUUUCUCUGUCUCAUAAGAUCCCGGGGCCACCCAAGGAAGCUGAAUGUUGGAGCAUUCAAGAAAGACAAAAGGAAGUAUUUCACACAACACACAAAUAAACGGUGGAAUUAGCUACCAGAAGAUACCGUGAUAGCCACUGAUUCAGACAGAUUUGAAAAGGGAUUGGACAAAUUCAUGACGGAUAAGACUUCUAGUGGCUCCAGAAUUGGAGGCAGUGUGCCUCUGAGUACCAGUUGCUGGCGUCAUGAACAGGAGAGGGCUGUUGCCCCUGUGUCUUGGUUGCAGCCGUCCCACAGGCAUCUUGUUGUCCACUGUGAGAACAGAACGUUGGACUAGAUGCUCCUUUGGCCUGAUCCAGCAGGCUCUUCUUAUGUUCUCAUCCAGCAAGUUGAAGCUUAAUUCUCAGACUGAAGCUUCAUCCAGAUGAGAUGGAGGUGGAAAUAUUGUGAAGCCAAUCUGGAAGAAAGUGUUUGACACGUUCUAGGUGUUUGAGGGAACUGUGUUUAGUCUGCAAAAAGAGCAAAGAGUCUUAGGGUACCUUAAAGACUAACAGAUUCCAUAUGACGUAAGCUUUUGUAAACUAGACAGACAAGUGGCUGCAGCCAGGGGCACUUCUUCUCAUCUUCAACUGGUGUAUCAACUGCAGCUUUUCCUAGAAAAGGCUGACCUUGCCACAGUUACACAUUCAUUGGUUGCUUUGAAAUUAGACACACUCUUUUUGGGUUUGCCUUUCGAAAGGGUCCAGAAAUUUCAGUUGAAACAAAAUGUUAUUGGGAGCUCAGUCCUAUGAAAGUAUUGCACCAAUAGGAGUCUUAACAACAUCCAGGGUAUCAGGGCAGGGAGGAAGCACAGGUCCCAUAUCAUUGCCCUAAAUGGUUUUAGACUCGGAUGGUUUGAGGGAUUGUGUACAUAAUUGCACACAGAGGUCAUUAAAAGAGGCUUUCUACCAUACCUCUGCUGUAUUGGAUCUUCUCAUUAGGAGCAUUCAGAGUACGGAAUUCACUGUUCCAGGCAUGCUUCUCCACUUCUUUCAGCGUGUAGAGAUAGCCGGUUAAAAAGAUUACAUUUCAAUAUUUUAUGGUGCUGUUCAAUGUUUUGUAGUUUUAUUGUGUUUUAUUCUUAAAUCGAUACUAAGCCAUAGGGAGGCUGUGAUUUCAGUGGAAGAUGUAGGGUAUAAAUAUUUUAUAUAAACCAAAUAGUGAGCUAGGAGUAGUAUGAAUGCUUGCUGUUUGCGAAUUCUGUGGCUUGUUUCUUUGUAAACUGUCCAUGGAGCUUGCUGCUCACUGGAGGAGAGAAAUGGCAAGAGCAGUGAUGCCCUGCAAAAGACUUUACAUGCAGAGCUGUUAAAAUUAUGUUUUGGGAAAGAAGCUAUGCAGUGGGAAUACGUGUUUCUGGAAUCAUCUACUGCCAUAUCUCUUGAUUUUUGUCAUUUAGUUUAUGGUUCCACUGUGUACUAUUAACAUCUUUAUUAAACAAUAGCAUGCACAAUAUUAAACAGGAAACUGAAGCAAUCGUUGCAAUUCAGCACUUAAUCAUUUUGCUGUUUAAAAUUAUAGAAAUCUCAGAAGGUGAGAGAGGCUUGUUUUUCAUCACCUUGCUGCAGUAGAAAGCUUGUUUUUUCCCCCUUGCUGCUUUUUAGAUGUAAGACACUGUAUUAGUGUUGUGCAGAAAGUUCCAAAAUAAACUUUUUUUUCAGUACAUAUUUUUCUUAAACAUCUGAACAGUGCUACAUACUUUAUACAACAUGAGGAUUUCCUGUGGCGGGUUCAAGCCUCCCAGCAAAGCCCCUUUCUAUUUAAUUUAGUGUCUUGAAAACUACUGCAGCAUGGCUCUUUUCCAUGCUGCUUGGAAAUGUCAGAAGCCUCUGGUCACACGGAAGGAGAUGAUGCCCUGUCCUCAUCUUACAUUGGCACUGCCCUUCUCAGAAAUAUGAUCAGUGCUGGCAGGGGAAGGAGGCAUGGCGUGGGCUCCAUCCCCAUGUGACUGUGGCCAUUUAGGGCUGCUCAACCUGGCUGACUGUACCCUAGUAUCCUGGUUUGGCACACAGUGCAGCUUGCAACCUGCUUGAUUACAGCUUCAGCCUGUAUGUUAACACCAAGAAGCAAAUGCCGUUCUUUUCUUUUAAGUUUGACACAACUCACUUCUUCUUGUUUUAUAUGUUAGGUAUUGCUCACCGAGACCUAAAACCUGAAAACAUAUUGUGCGAAUCUCCCAGUAAGGUACAUCAUUCUUUUGUGAUACCCUUUUGGUUGUUGUUAGGUGGAUUUCAGGGUUGAGUGAAUUAGUUUCUGGUUUUUCUCCUUCCCUCGUUUCAGGUGUCGCCAGUGAGAAUUUGUGACUUUGACCUUGGAAGUGGGGUGAAACUCAACAGCGCAUGUACUCCAAUCACUACUCCUGAGUUGACCACUCCAGUAUGUAGACUACUGUGUAUUAGCUAUCCUCUUGAAAUGCAGGGAGAAGGAUGGGCAUCUUAUCUGCGACACUUAAUCUUUUGUGCCCCAAAGUUGCACAAAUGUGCAUAGUAAUCAAGUUGCAGUUCAGCAGAAUUGCUGAAGGUGGAACUUCAGACAUGUUGGUUGAGUGUACUCCAGUCUCUUGCAGAUAUCGUAUGGUUGGUGCCCCGACAACUUCAUAUUUUUUAAAGGGCACUCAAAGUAAACUAGUCUUUUGAAGGGCAAUUGUUCUUAAGUUAUGUGAAGUGUGUAUAGCAAAUCUCACCCAACCUUCAAAUCUGCAUGCUCAAUUUUUGCAACUAAAAGAGACAAUUUCCUACAUAGUAAUAGUGCUCCAGCCCUAGUUCUAGUAUGUAUGAUGUUGCACAAAGUCUGACUUCAAAAGAGGUGCUUGACAGGUGUCUUACAUGUGUUUCCUUUCUCCCUCUCCCUCCAAUCUCUGCAAAGAAAUGUAACAUCACAUUCAUGAGAUCUGCUUCCAGUUUAUGGGACCAAACUGCCACCCAGCCAUUUGCGUGAGGGCCUCUGGGUCACAAGACUGGCAUAUGUGGCUGGUAGCAUGCAAAAAUGACACAUUGUGGAGAAGGACUUAAAUGCUGCAUAGGAGAAUAGGAAGCUGCAUUAGACCAAGUCAGACUUUUGGCCUAUCUAGCUCAGUCUUGCCCUCACAAGAAGUAGCCAACAAUGGUGCCCCUCCAGAUGCUUUUAGACUACAACAUCCAUCAUACUUUAUCUUUAGUCGCGGUGGCCAAGGCUCAUGGGAAUUGUAGUUCAAUAACAUCUCUGGAAGGCACCGUGUUGGCUACCCCUGGUCUGCACUCACUGGUAGCAGUUCUCCAGAAUUCAGGAUGGAGACUUUUUGCAGUCUCACCUGGUGAUGCCAGGGAUCAAAUUUGCAUAUGUAACCCGUGUGCUGUACCAUGGAGACUAUGGCGCUUCCUCAAGCCAACGCUCAGGGCUGUAUUUAAUUGGUAGACAUGGGCAUGUGGGAAGUUUCUGCUGCAGCAUAACACAGUUUUACUGGAGGCAAGUUAACCAAUCAUUAACAUUAUAUUGAUAAUGCUAAUAUUUCACCAUCCUUUUAGGGGAAUAUUGAUUUUAAGGGUUUAAGAGAACCAGCUGCAAAAUGAACGUGUUUGAUCUGAAAGGCAUUAACUUCGUUAGUAUUAAAUAAUAUAUGUGUUAAUAUAGCACCACCAAUGUGUUGGGUGUUUUAACAAAAAGAAAGGCCUUGAGGAACUUGCAAUCUAAAGUUUGAUAUGGGAUAAAAUAGAGGGAAAGGGAGAAAGUUAUAAAUUUGGGUAAACAUGGGGGGGCAGUGAAUAUGCAUUCAAUUACAUUUCAGCAUAUGGCUUCACAGAAUCAGUGGUAUUGAAUGAGGGGGGGGAGGGAGGGAGGGAGACAGAACGAGCAAGCUGUUUGGGGAGGUUGUUCCAGACAUAAUGGGCAUGAAAGAAGAAUGAGUGGAAUGAUUUAAGGGAGCAGGAAACCUGAAAAAAAUGUAGAAUUGCGGAAGCAAAUAUAUAUACACUUCAUAUUUGCAAGUCCAAAGUAUUGCAAGAAUAGAUUAUGUCACCACAUUAACAAUUUCUUACUGUGCAGAAAUAGUCUAAAAUUGUGCUUUUUCAAAUACCAAUGUGGUGUGAAAUAAUUGUAUUCACACUUUCGUACACUGCCCUGGUUUAUCUGUUGAUAAAGGGCAGUUAAGCAAUAUUUUUAAUGAAUAAUUACUGAAAUAGCUAAGAAUUAAAAUUCUUCAUGAUAUCAUUUGCUUCUGCAUAAGUCUUGCUGUUGCCCAGCAACUGUUCAGUAUUUUAUUGCCAGAGUUGUGGGUGGCAAACCAGCAAUCUCAUGCUUAUUUGCAAGGAGUAUGAAAUUUGCCAUGAGUGAAAAUCAUUGGUUUUGAAUGUGUUGGCUUGGUAAUGUGUUAUGAGUGUGAAUUAGACUUAUGCUACAGAUUUGUUCCUGGUGUUUUGGAGUCUGCGUUUGCCUGCCUUGGAGUGAGUGAUUUGCAGUAGGUUGAAUUUUCAGAUUGUUAACCAUCUGCAUCUGUGGUAAAGUAGGUGGUUAACAGGGCAAGUACUGAGUACUUAGUUCCCUCCUGACCACUGUCCUAGCAUCCACCUAUCACCUGGCCAUUACAGUGGUACCUCGCAAGACAAAUGCCUCGCAAGACGAAAAACUCGCAAGACGAAAGAGUUUUUCGUUUUUUUGAGUUGCUUCGCAAGACGAAUUUCCCUAUGGGCUUGCUUCACAAGACGAAAAACGAAAAAAAAUGAAAACGUCUUGCAAGUUUGUUUCCUUUUUCUUAAAACCGUUAAUACCCAGGGUGACUUCGAGGAGCAACUCAUAGCACGCGGUGUGGUAGCCUUUUUUGAGGUUUUUGAAGACUUUGGUGAUUUUGAAGACUUUGGGAAACCGUGCUUCGCAAGACGAAAAAUUCACAAGACGAAAAAACUCGCAGAACGAAUUAAUUUCGUCUUGCGAGGCACCACUGUAUCUUGCCUUGGAUUUCCUCAACGAUGCAUUCAAAAGUAUCAGUAGAAGAACUCCCUAUGCUGGGUUUAUACUCUGCCAGCUUUGUAUGAAAAGGUUAGAUGUUCAGAGAGCAAUGAGGUUUCAACAGUUUUGUGAAAAAUAAUAAUCUAAUGUAGUAACAUUAAAAAAAUUAUGUAUUAAAAUGGUCUAAAAACAGCAACCACCAAGCAGAGGAGCAUCUAUUGAUCAGUAUGUUUUAGAUGCUCCUUUGGAAACAAAAGACCUGGUGCAGUUAGCAGAAGUUUUUCUGUCACUUUCAUUUGGCUUGGUUUUUGUUUCUGUCUUAACUCUCUCAUAUGUGCUUUGCUAGUGUGGUUCUGCAGAGUACAUGGCCCCCGAGGUGGUGGAAGUCUUCACAGAAGAAGCCACAUUCUACGACAAGCGCUGUGAUUUGUGGAGCCUGGGUGUGAUCUUGUAUAUCAUGCUCAGCGGGUACCCACCGUUUGUGGGGAACUGUGGCGCAGACUGCGGCUGGGACAGGGGAGAAGCCUGCAAAACUUGCCAGGUAACUAGAGAAGUAUGUUGGGCAUGUGUGGAGGAAGGUAGCAGCAAUUUCCACCUCUGCACAUCUUCAGAAGUGAUUUGAUUGGAGAAGGGCUAUAUGUUGUUGCCCUCGAGACAUGCAGAGUUCCAUUCUAAAGCUGUGUUAGCAAAUACUGUUUGCUGCCCAUAGCUCCUUUGUCGCAAAGGGGUGGGAUAUGGAUUCAAUUAAUAAAGACUAGCAAUGCUAGUCUUCCAUCAAAAUUCAGGAAUAUAGGGCUGUAAGGAUUUUAAGGUGACUUGGGUCAUUCUGUAAAAGGUUGGAAAUGAAAGUUUUAAGUCGUCAGCUUCUGUCAACGUAGUAUAUUUAUAUGUGUGUGUGUGUGUUUAUUCUAGAGCAAGCUGUUUGAGAGUAUCCAGGAAGGCAAGUAUGAGUUUCCUGAAAAGGACUGGUCUCAUAUUUCCAGUGAUGCUAAGGAUCUCAUCUCAAAGUUACUGGUCCGGGAUGCCAAGGAGAGGCUUAGUGCCGCUCAGGUUCUACAGCAUCCAUGGGUACAAGGUGUAAGUACAAGGUGUAAGCCUUUCAACAACAUUUAUUUAUAUAGCAUCAGUAAUAAGCGCAGGUUUCUGCACAGGAUAUAUCUUUGUCAUGUACUAGGCUAUAAAAGUGAAUAGUGGUUGAGCCUUGAGCCACGUGGCUCAUGUUUUAGCAGCCGCUAGUAAAGGCCUAAAUUAUUUCCAUGCAUCCUCAAUAUCUCCACCGUAGCCUGAAUGGGGAUUUUAGCGCGAGACUAAUUCUAGGUUCAAUUUAGGAAGAACCAGGUUCUCCUUAUGUUGAUAUGGGCAAAAUGCAAAGUCUUACGUAUUUUGUUCUUGUGAUCUCUCUAUUUCUAUGUUCAUUGCCUGUAUCAGACUAUCUAAUUCACCUGAAAUUUUAUCUGUUUAUAAAUGGUCAUUCCAUAUAGUGAACUCUGUAAGGAUCCAUUUUUCUGCUAAGGAUCCUCAACUAAUCUCGUAUCAUUUCCAUUGUGUGCAGCAUGCUUCUGAGAGAGGACUGCCUACGCCACAGGUUCUCCAAAGGUAACCUUUCCUGAGCUUCUCACACAACUAGAUGAAAGGGUGGUUGUCGGGUGGAUCCAAUCAAAUCAGGGGAGUUUAGGGACAAAGUAGUGGGCUGCAUUAGUCAGAAGAGCUCUUUGCCAAGAGCACGUGACUUCCAUUGUCUGAAGGACUACCCCUUACUGUGGUUCUUACUUUAUUUGGAAAUUAAUCACAGAACUUAACUUAGUUAUGUAUAAGAGAGGCAGUGAAGAGACAACCUGUGCCUUUCUGCCAGCUUUAAGGCCUCAACUGAAAUUUUCCUUCCCCACCUACAGGAACAGCAGCACGAAAGAGCUGACUCUCUUUGCAGCUGAGGCCAUUGCCCUGAACCGUCAGCUCUCCCAGCACGAGAAUCAGCUCAGUGAAGAGCAAGAGAGCAUCACCCAGGCCCUCUGCUCCAUGAAGCUUUCUCCCCCCUCCAAAUCCCGCCUUGCCAAACGCAGAGCCAUGGCUCAGGCCACGAAAAGCAGCGACUUCCAGCCUGCCCCUCAUGCAGCCCUUUGA